GGUCUACCAGAUCCCAUCCCCCUCCUUUUUAAUGGCGGAGAUAACAAGCUAAAGAGACAGACUUUGCACCUCUUUCUUCUUCAUUCUCUCUUUCCUUACUUUCAUUUGCAUCUUGGUUAAGAGCCAUGGUGGAUACAGAGUUCCUCCGAACCCUAGAUCGUCAGAUUCUCUUGGGUGUCUUCGUCGCUUUCGUCGCCGUCGGUGCCGGUGCUGCUUACUAUCUCUCUUCCUCCAAAAAACGCAGAGGGUGUUUGGAUCCAGAGAACUUCAAGGAUUUUAAGCUUGUUACGAAGCAACAGCUCAGUCACAAUGUGGCUAAAUUCGUGUUUGAGCUUCCAACUCCUACCUCCCUCUUGGGUCUUCCCAUUGGUCAACACAUCAGCUGCAGGGGAAAGGAUGCUCAAGGAGAGGAUGUUAUUAAGCCUUACACUCCCACAACCUUAGAUUCUGACCUUGGACGUUUUGAACUUGUUAUCAAGAUGUAUCCGCAAGGAAGGAUGUCUCAUCAUUUCAGGGAGAUGCGUGUUGGAGACCAUCUUGCUGUCAAGGGACCAAAGGGUAGGUUCAAGUAUCAGCCAGGUCAGUUUAGGGCAUUUGGAAUGCUUGCUGGAGGUUCAGGCAUCACUCCCAUGUUCCAAGUGGCAAGAGCAAUUCUAGAAAACCCAACAGACAAGACAAAGGUGCACCUCGUUUACGCCAAUGUCACAUACGAAGACAUUCUCUUAAAGGAAGAAUUGGAGAGUCUUACAUCCAAUUACCCAGACCAGUUCAAAAUCUACUAUGUUCUGAACCAGCCUCCAGAAACAUGGGAUGGUGGUGUUGGAUUUGUAUCUAAGGAAAUGAUUCAGGCCCACUGCCCUGCACCAGCAUCUGAUAUUCAGAUCCUGAGAUGUGGACCACCGCCGAUGAACAAGGCCAUGGCUGCAAACCUUGAAGCUCUUGGUUACUCUCCAGAGAUGCAGUUCCAGUUCUGAUCCAAAUUGCUUCUUACACAAAAUGGAAAAAAAAACUCGUUUCUCUGAUCAAUAAUGAUAGUUUCGCUGUCUUAAUUGAGUGAGAGUUGUUGUUUCUAUUAGAAGCUUCAUAAACCAUUGUGUUUGUUUGACGGUUUGUUAUCUCGUUGGAUUCUUAUUUAUUGGUUAAAGAUUUGGUUAGGCA
This is a messenger RNA of Raphanus sativus (radish), 1158 nucleotides long. Its product is annotated as NADH--cytochrome b5 reductase 1. Gene Ontology annotation, biological process: electron transport chain. NCBI's taxonomy places the organism in Eukaryota, Viridiplantae, Streptophyta, Magnoliopsida, Brassicales, Brassicaceae. The record is from RefSeq and is a predicted model, not a curated record. The transcript is spliced from 9 exons. Bases 126 to 974 code for a protein of 282 amino acids. Gene Ontology annotation, molecular function: cytochrome-b5 reductase activity, acting on NAD(P)H.